This is a messenger RNA of Heterocephalus glaber (naked mole-rat), 3512 nucleotides long. Lineage: Eukaryota; Metazoa; Chordata; Mammalia; Rodentia; Bathyergidae. The record is from RefSeq and is a predicted model, not a curated record.
AAGGCCAGCCUGAACUACACAGUGAGUCCCCCACCCCACCCCACAAAAAACAAAAAAGAAGCCCUAAUCUUAAUUCAUGAAUAUUCAAGCACCUGGACCCAAGAUGCUAAGAGAAUCUCAACACUGUAUGUCUCUGUAAAUUGUGCUUUCUUUUCCAAUCUCACUUGGCCCCUCCAUGCUGCCCAGUGAUUCUGUUCAUUUUUCAAACCAGCUUCUUUCCAUUCCCUACAACCCAUUCUUUUCAAACCUGACUUCAGCUCACUAUUCUCAUUACUGAUUUCUCUGCAUAGCCUAGUAGGAAUGUAAGGGAAAAAACCAAUAAUAGACACUGUGUUAGGUGCUGUGACAGAGAAAGUAUCAGGGCUGUGGGAGAACCCAGAAGAGAGGAACACCUCACUUUGGCUUGAGAAGUAAAUAAAGGCCUCUUUAAAACAGCUCCAGGCCUGGGGAUUUAGCUCAGUGGCACCACGCCUGCCUUGCAAGCGCAAGGUCCUGAGCUCAAUCCCCAGUACCACACCCCCCACCCCCAAAGAACAGCUCCAAAGCUAAAUUCUCAAGGAGCAGUUUUCCAGGAGAACAAAGAUGAAAAAGCAGUUCUGUUGGAUGAUGCAUUAUAUGUGGUUAAAUGAUAAAAGGAGGGAUAGGCAGGGUCAUCUGAAAGUCAAAUGUGAAUGUAAUUUGAUCCUGAGGAAAUUGGGAAGACAGUGAUUUGUUUCCAAUGAGAAUAAGAUUAGUUUUAUGUCUUGGACUUCAGGGUGAACAGACCAAAAGGAAGAAGAAGGUUCUUAGGGAAAUCAGUUAAAUUAUGCAGGCUUGAACUAAAGAAGUGGCAGUGGGCUUGGAGAGCCCUGAGUAUCUCAUUAAUGAGAUUAUUAGAAGUCUGAAAAGGCAGAAUUUGGUGACAGAUUGGAUGAAAGGACCAAGGGGCGGGGGAGAUCUAGGACAGUGAUGGUGAACCUUUUAGAGACCCAAGUGCCCAAAAUGCAACUGAAAACCCACUUAUUUACAGCAGAGUGCCAGCACGCUAAUUAAACCUGAAUACCAAGGUUUUAGAUUAAAAAAAACACAAUUCUACAUUAACAUCUUUCGUUUUAAAAGAAAAACACUAUAUUCACCAUCACUGGUCUUGAAUGACAUUUGGGUUUCUAAAAGAAGACAACUAGAGUAGAAUUUCCAGAAGGGGGAAAUCUAAGAGCGAAAAUGAGGGGGUUCAGUUUUGGACGUGGUGAGUUUGAGCUGGCUGGGAAAGACAUGCCCAUGUGAUUUCUGGGAAGCCAGUAGACACUGCAUCAGGAAUUCCAGAGGUGUAUCUGUGGUAGAGAUGAGAUUAGGAGCCUUCAGCAUAAAUGUGGCAACUGAAGCCUUGGGAGUGGAUGAAAUCCUUAAGGAUAUUAAAGCCUGAGAAAAUCAAGAUAGUGAUAGAUCCCUUGGGACAUCACAAUUAAAGUAUAAAUAGAGAAGGUGGGGAUGUGGCAGUGCUACAGUGCUUGUCUAGCAUAUGCAAGGUCUUAGUUCAUUCCCCAGAACAGUUAACAACCGCAACAAUAGCAGCAGCAAUGCUGAUAAUGAUGACAACAGGAUAUGGAGAUAAAAGGAACUCCAAUGGAGGAAUAACCAGAAGGUUCAGAGGAAAAGUAGAAAAUUCAGAGACAUGGGAGGCCAGAACACAUUUCAAGGUAAAAUUUCUAGAGUAAACUCCCAUACCUUGCAUUCGCUGUACUACACUCAUGUGUUUCUCAUGCUGGAUUAUAAAAUCUAGGAACAUAGGUCUCUGUUGACCUGUGUAAUCUAUUCUAAUGUUCAGCCUACUGUCUGGCAUAUAGGCACUCAGUUCACAUGAAUAAGGAGGUAAGAUCAAUGGUGACAUCUCACCAGCUUGCAGAAUAUUCCUCUGGGAAUGAAUAUUUCCCAAACUGCACUCCAUUCUCAAACUUUGUGAUGAUUGAUAGAUGGGAGAGGGAUUGUGAUGUAUACAGAAUUUGAGACCUCGAGAAGUUCCAUAUCCAAGGGGAAGAAGUAAAAACAGCCAGUGGAGACAAAAGAACUGCUUCUCUUAUUUGUCCCUUCAAGCUCUUAGUGGAGGGCUGAGCCCAGCAUCCCAGACUUGUGUGACUAUAUAGGCAAGCAUCUGGAAACUACCUUCACUUUGGUACCCUAGCUUUUUGUGGCCCAAGGCACUGCCUCACAGGACACAGAGGCUUCUAAGCGGCAGAGCACCCUUCUCUUAGCAAGCCUAACACUGUGGGGAAGGGAGACAGCAUGGAGGCAGUACCAAACACAUCAUAUGGCUCUGUCUUGGAGGAGUACAAUUAUAAUGUGGGCAAGGGCAUUGGCACUGGCUCCUAUGGGACCGUGUAUGAGGCUUACCACAUAAAGGAGAGGGUCAUGGUAGCUAUCAAGAUCAUCUCUAAGAAGAAGGCCUCAGACGACUACCUUAACAAGUUCCUGCCUCGUGAGUUACAGGGUCAGGUAAUGAAAGUCUUGCGGCACAAGUACCUCAUCAGCUUCUAUCAGGCCACUGAGACCACAUCUCGAGUGUACAUCAUUUUGGAGCUGGCUCAGGGUGGUGACAUCCUUGAAUGGAUCCAGUGCUAUGGGGCCUGCUCUGAGGCCCUUGCUGGCAAGUGGUUCUCACAGAUAACCCUGGGCAUCGCCUACCUGCACAGCAAGGGCAUCGUGCACCGGAACUUAAAGUUGGAAAACCUGUUGCUGGAUAAGCAGGAGAACGUGAAGAUUUCAGACUUUGGCUUUGCCAAGAUGGUGUCUCCUAACCAGACUGGCCAUAAAAGCUCCUCUUACCACUGUGCGAGCAUUGUUUCCCAUCUCAGCCAGACCUACUGUGGCAGCUUUGCUUAUUCCUGUCCGGAGGUCUUGAGAGGCUUGCCCUACAACCCUUUCCUGUCUGACACCUGGAGCAUGGGCGUCAUCCUCUACACUCUAGUGGUUGCUCGUCUGCCUUUUGAUGACACCAAUCUCAAGAAGCUGCUGAGAGGGACUCGGAAGGAGGUCACUUUCCCACCUAAUCAUACCAUCUCCCACGAAUGCAAGAACCUGAUCCUCCAGAUGCUAUGCCAAGCUGCCAAGCGUGCCACCAUCCUGGACAUCAUCAAGGACCCCUGGGUGGUCAAGUUCCAGCCUGAGCCAACCACCUAUGAGAUCAAGCUGCUUGAGGCCACGUACCAGGCUCCCAACACCACUAAUUCUCAGCAGCCCUUGGAAUGACCUGAAAAUGGUUAAGGCAGGGGGCUGACAGGAGCAAAGCAGGAAGGUCAGGGUUGACAAAUCUUUUAUACUAAAAAUAAAUCCAAUUCUGAUGUACUUUCAUCAGCUAGGGUCAAAGAUGCUCUUUGCCAAAGGGAAUCUUGGUGGGAACACUGCUGCGGGUCAGAGAUGGAUUUCUGCUCAGAGCCUGUGACCAGUAAUCUUGACAUCUGUUCAGCAAAGUUUGUAGUUCACAGUCCAUCUUGUGGGGUAAGGGAAGCUCAAUUAAAACCUCAUUUUGAAUUUUGAAA